Messenger RNA from Prorocentrum cordatum, 569 nucleotides. Lineage: Eukaryota; Dinophyceae; Prorocentrales; Prorocentraceae. The record is from the annotation of a GenBank genome assembly.
GUCGCCCGGCGGGGCAUGACCGCAUCUGCCACACCCGCAGAGCCGCUGGCCCGAGCCCGCCCGAGGGGCAGUGGCCAGUGCCGCACCGCCGCCCCGGCCCCCCCCGCGCCAGCGGCGCCCCGGCGGUGUCGAGGCCGCCUGGGCAGGCCGCCCCCCUGGGCAGCCUCGGCGCUGGCCGGCCACGCGCCGCACCAUCUCCCGCGAUGUCCCACGGCAGCGAGCUGCCGCCCGCGCCGCAGACGAUGGGCAGCCUGCAGGAGCAGGUCGAUAUCGCGAUGGGCUCGAUGCGGGACAACAUGAAGCAGAUGGCCGAGCGCGACGCGCAGAUGGUGAACUUGUCGCAGAAGUCCAGCCAGUUCGCGGACUCAUCCUCGGCCUUCAAGCAGCGCGCGGUCGCUCUGCGCAAGGCCGAGGAGUGGAGGUCCAUGAAGAUCAAGAUGCGAGGGCCUCGCUGGCAGCCGCGCUGGUCUGGCUGGUGCUGCUCUACGUCUACCGAAAGAAGGUUGUGCCCCUCCUGCUCGGCUCCGCGGUGGCGUGGGCUCUGUUCGGCGUCGGGGUGUACUUCCUGA